GACUUUGGUUCUCGCGAGAUUUGGUAAAACAAUUUAGACGCCCUCUUUCGCUCAGUUCCCCCUCCUCCCCAGCCCUCCCUUCCCACGCCCCAGUGCGCCGUGGGAUAGUGGCACUAUAAAGUAUAUCCUCCCUCGGAGAAAGAUAAGAAGCCCGAGACAGGAGGGGGAUGAAGAUGGCGGACGCCAAGCAGAAAAGGAAUGAGCAGCUAAAGCGAUGGAUGGGCUCAGAAACGGACCAGGAGCCUCCUGUUUUCAAAAAGAAGAAGACGAAGGUGAAGUUCGAUGAUGGCGCCGUGUUUCUGGCCGCCUGCUCAAGCGGCGAUACCGAGGAGGUGCUCCGUAUGCUUGACCGGGGUGCUGACAUCAACUAUGCCAAUGUGGACGGCCUCACCGCGCUCCACCAGGCAUGUAUCGACGACAAUGUGGACAUGGUGACUUUCUUGGUGGAGCACGGAGCCAGCGUCAACCAGCCCGACAACGAGGGCUGGAUCCCCCUCCACGCCGCAGCUUCCUGUGGAUACCUGGACAUCGCAGAGUACCUCAUCAGCCAGGGCGCCAGUGUUGGAGUGGUGAACAGCGAGGGGGAGACGCCUCUGGACAUCGCGGAGGAGGAGGCCAUGGGGGAGCUUCUGAAAAACGAAAUCAACCGACAAGGGGUGGACAUCGAAGCGGCGCGGAAGGAGGAGGAGCGGAUCAUGCUGAGGGACGCCCGGCAGUGGCUCAACAGCGGUCAGAUCCAAGACGUUCGGCACGCCAAGUCGGGAGGCACAGCGCUUCACGUAGCGGCUGCCAAAGGUUACGUGGAGGUUUUAAAGCUUUUAAUCCAAGCAGGGUAUGAUGUAAAUAUUAAGGACUACGAUGGCUGGACUCCCCUGCAUGCAGCCGCACACUGGGGUAAAGACGAGGCCUGCAGGAUACUGGUGGAGAAUCUGUGCGACAUGGACGUCGUUAAUAAAAUGGGCCAAACUGCUUUUGAUGUGGCGGAUGAAGAUAUUCUGGGAUACUUAGAAGAACUACAAAAGAAGCAGAAUCUGCUGAUGAGCGAGAAGAAAGACGUGAAGAAAUCUCCUUUGAUUGAAACAACCACAACGGGGGACAACAACCAAUCACUGAAACCACUAAAGAGCAAAGAAACGCUGCUGCUGGAGCCGGAGAAAAGCGCUCCGUGCAUCGAGACCUUGGAGCCGGAGAAAGUGGACGAGGAGGAGGAGGGAAAGAAGGACGAGUCCAGCUGCUCCAGCGAAGAGGAUGACGAUGAAGAUUCAGAGUCUGAGACAGAGCCAGAGAAGAACAAGCCGUCUGCAGUGGUGAGCAACAGCACGGCGCCCACGUCCGCCAGCAUCACCGUGUCCUCGCCGUCGAGUCCCACUAACCAGGUGACGACUCCCACUUCGCCCUCCAAGAAGGUUGUCCAACCUGCUGUUAAGGUUUCUGCUAAAGUGGAGGAGGACAAAAAGGACGAGUCGCCGGCGUCGUGGCGUCUUGGUCUGAGGAAGACGGGCAGCUACGGAGCGCUGGCGGAGAUCACCGCCACCAAAGAGGCUCAGAGGGAGAAGGACACGGCAGGGGUGAUGCGCUCGGCUUCCAGCCCUCGACUCUCCUCGUCUCUGGACAACAAGGAAAAAGAGAAGGAAAAAGACAAAGGAACCCGUCUGGCAUACGUGGCUCCCACAAUCCCCAGGAGGCUGGCCAGUACUUCAGACAUAGACGAGAAGGAGAACAGGGACUCCACCCCCCUGAUCCGCAGCGGCUCUUACACCCGGCGGCGCUGGGACGACGAUCUGAAGAACAGCGAAGGGAGCUCCUCCAUCAACCGAACCUCCAGCUACCAGCGCAGCACGUCCCAUACGCUAGCGCUCGGGCGGAGCGGCAGCACGCGGGACGUGCCGGCCAAGUCUUCGUCCACCUCCAGCUUGGACCCUAACACCUAUAGUACUAAACCCUGGCAGCCACCCACCACCCACUACCAGUCUUACAACAUUUACCGCAGUGGCUCUUUUGACAGAAGACACGUGGACUUGAGCUCCUCAACCACUUCCUCUUCCUCCACAAGCACCGCCACCACUACUACCACCUCCUCCUCCUCCUCUUCAUCGGUUACCUCACCCACAGGCCACCGCGGCCUGUUAUCCAGCCUGGGCUCCUCCUCCACUCGAACUGGCUCCACCAGUCUCACCAGCAGGUACUGGUCAGAGGAGAGUGCAGAGAGGGAAAAGGAGAAGGAGUCUGCUGCAAUCAUCCCCACGAUAAACACUGGCUCCACCACCACCUCCAGCACGUCCACCACUACCAGCACGGCCACAUCCACCACCACUGCUACCGUCAUCGGCUCUGAGAAGCGCAGGUCAUAUCUGACUCCGGUGCGAGACGAGGAGUCCGAGUCUCAGAGGAAAGCUCGAUCCAGACAAGCGCGCCAGUCCAGGAGGUCCACCCAGGGAGUGACUCUGACGGACCUGCAGGAGGCUGAGAAAACCAUCGGCAGGAGUCGUCCCCCAAAGACCCGGGAGGAGGAGAGAGAAGAGAAGGAGAAGCAGGACAAGGAGAAACAAGAGGAGAAGAAGGAGACUGAAACCAAGGAGGACGAUUACCGGUCAAAGUACCGCAGCUUUGAAGAGCGUUACCGGCCUACUUCCUCGCUCACUUCUGCCGUUUCCGCGGUAACCACCGCCUCCUCCACCUCCUACUCGAGCUCCCUGUCCUCCGGCUCCCUCUACAGGCCCAACAGCCUGACGGGCAUCACCUCCUCCUACAGUCGCUCCUCCAGGGAGGCAGAGAAAGAAGCAGACAAGAAGGAGGACGAGAAGGACGGAGAGGACAAGUAUCAACCUCGCUCCAUUCGGGAUCGCAGGCGGCCCCGAGAGAAGCGGCGCUCCACCGGCGUGUCCUUCUGGACUCAAGACGGUGACGAGAACGACCCCGACCAGCAGUCGGACUCGGAGGACAGCAGCCUGAAGGGAGAGCUGCAGAGCGACAGACUGUCCAGGAAUGAGAGCACUUCAUCUUUAGAUCGCAACGACACUCUUCUAAGCCGCAGUUAUGGAGAAAGUCGAAGGCCGUACUCCAGCCGACUGGAUAGAGACGACACCACCGACUACAAGAAGCUCUAUGAACAGAUCUUAGCCGAGAACGAGAAGCUGAAAGCUCAGUUACGCGACACCGAUUUGGAGCUGGCAGACCUGAAGCAACAACUCGAGAAAGCCACACAGAGACAGGAGCGCUACGCCGACCGAUCCCAGCUGGAGAUGGAGAAAAGGGAAAGAAGAGCUCUAGAAAGGAAGAUUUCUGAGAUGGAGGAGGAACUCAAGAACCUCCCCCAGGUAAAGCAGGUUCAGGCCCUGCGGCAGGUCAAGGAGCGGCUGCAGGCCGAGAACCGGGCCCUGGCCCGCGUGGUGGCGAAGCUUUCUCAGUCGGCCUGCAGCCAGCUGCCCAACGCCGACCUCUAAAAGCCACACCCACCACCACCCCUCCACUUCUCUUUUCUCUCUUUCUGUCCAUCUGCGCUCUGCACCCAUAGACAGAUGCUCCCAGACUUGAAAGCGGACAACCAGAGACUAAAGGACGAGAACGGAGCGCUCAUUCGAGUCAUUAGCAAGCUUUCCAAGUAGAUCCGAAACCCCACCCACCUACUUGCCCCGCCUCCCGCUCCUGCUAGCCCCUCCCCCGUGGCAGCGACUAAUGGAAUUGCACAUUUAGAUAGAAUUGCAACAGACAUCAGAGAUGAGACUUCUCCCCUAUUUGUGUCAUCCAUCCUGCUGUCCCCAUGAAACCACAGUUUACAAAAAAAAUAAAAAUAAAAAAUCGGUCAGCAUGUGAGCGCAUCGUGGACGGGGAAGCCUGAAACUAUUUAACCAGUAAGCCUUAGUUGUACAUAAAAAGAUAAAAAAAAUUCACUCGCAUUCAUCUCCUCUGUCGGCUUCCACCCAACAAAUAUUAUCGCCACACUUGAUUUUAUUUGUGCCACACUUCCUGUCCCCUCCCCCCCUCUGCAUACGUGUGCUGUGCUGCCCCUCCCCCUCCUUAUUUAUCCACACUCGCACGCAGCCCCUCCCCCUCAUUUCUGUUUGUGCGAGAGGAGUUAGCGAAAAGAGGCAGCCCUAGUGGAAUUUAAGCUUUCACUGUACGUGCAAUAUGCAUUUUUCUUUUUAAUGCUUUAAAGAGUCCAUCAUGAGUAGGAUUUUUUUCACCGCCAUCGCUCAUUCUCCCUCCUUUUUCCUUUUACAUUUGUAGUCGGUUUAUACUCACUUUGUUUUAGCAGGUACUGAGUGAUCCUGUAUAUACCUGUAUGUAUUUGUUUGCGACCAGCACAUGGCAUGCGUUUAUGCUUCCCGUCUGUUACUAUCAAAGCAAAUUUCAAAAGAAAAAAGAAAAUAAAGUGUGUUUUAGAUAUUUUUCUUUUAUAGCCUGAAGGAUCGGACGAUCAAGCCCCUCCCCCAGGAGGAGGCGGCCGGCCGAGGUCAGGUUUUUUUCUCUCAUAAGUGUUCACAUGAUUGUGAGAUUUAAAACGGCUUCACCACAUUUCACUAUUCGGUAUCUGAAGAGUGCUGUCAGUUUUUUUUGUUUCCGAACUUUUAAAAAGCCAAAGUGUCGUCACCUAAAGAAGAGAAAUAUAUAUAUUAGGUAUGGCUAAACCGGGUCCUUCCUCCGACGCCGACGGAGGAGCAACGCCACCAUUCAUGCAUCUUCGUGCAUCUUUACGCAUUUCAGUGGCCUUUUUAAGGAUGUUUUAGUAAAAGAAGUCUCUGCUGAUGGACCAACGGCCAUCCUUUUUUGUUUUCUUUAUUUUUUUUCUUCCCUUCAUCUUGUAAAAUAGGUGUGUGGCUUAAAACAUGCAAGCUGUGCUGUGACUACAACCACUGAAGAGUUCAUUAAAAAUAGACUUGUACAUUGUAAA
Molecule: messenger RNA, 4891 nt
Organism: Oryzias melastigma (Indian medaka)
Lineage: Eukaryota; Metazoa; Chordata; Actinopteri; Beloniformes; Adrianichthyidae
Gene: ppp1r12a
Product: protein phosphatase 1, regulatory subunit 12A
Exons: 27
Coding region: 168-3443 (1091 amino acids)
Biological process (GO): signal transduction
Cellular component (GO): A band; Z disc; cytoplasm
Molecular function (GO): phosphatase regulator activity; enzyme inhibitor activity; protein kinase binding
Source: RefSeq, a predicted model, not a curated record